AUGGAUUCCCAACGCCAGUUUGAUCCCCAGCAAGACUGGUCUUGGGGCGAAGCGCCUGCUUCUAACACAUCGGCCGCGGAGCCUGUUGAUCAGCCUGGCGGAAAUGGCACUCGCCACCGUCCAUCUCAAACAGCCCCCAAGCCCGCGAACGUGGGAGCAUCCCAGCCGACACACGAGUCGCCCGAAACGGGAUCUCGCCCAGGCACCCAACAACAGCAACGACGGGAGCGUUACUACAGACCGCGAACAUGCCGAAUUUGCUUCGAUACCGUCAACCCUACGUUCGAGAUGGAUACCAGUGCAACGGCAUCGGUAUUUGGCGCCCGUCCCCGCGUCAAAUACGUCUCGGAUGACCCGGAACUCGGACGUCUGAUUAGUCCGUGCAAGUGCAAAGGAUCUCAACGUUACGUUCACGAGGGUUGUCUGCAAGCAUGGCGCCAGGCCGCGCCGCUGAACGAUCGAAAUUUCUGGAGCUGCCCCACGUGCAAGUUUCAAUACCGCAUGGACCGGCUGCAGUGGUCGGCAUGGCUAUCGAGUCGCCUCGCGCGCGCGAUACUCACCUUACUGGUCGCCUUCAUCACAGUUUUCAUAAUGGGCUUUGUAGCCGACCCCAUCAUCAACCUCUGGGUUGACCCCUGGGGGACUUUCAUGGAUGCGGUAGGGGAAGUGGUAGAUGAUUUUGAUGACUUUCGCAGAGGCCCUGCAGACCAGGAGAGCUACACUUGGUCGUUGCACUUUAUCAAAGGUGUCAUGUCGCUUGGGCUUCUAGGGGCUGUCAAGACGGUGCUUGCGAUGAGCCCUUGGCAAUGGUGGCACUUUCGCAAUGGCGGCAUGCUUGGUAAUGCAGGAAACCGGCGAGGUCGCGAUCGGUUGGAAAGUGUCAACCUUGCCCUGGUUAUGGUCGGGCUUUUUACAUUCCUAGUGGCGACAUGGAAGGUUAUCAGCAUGUUGAGCUCCAGAGUCCUCGAAAAGGUUAGUGAGAGGGUGGCCGAUAUUCAUGGAGAUGAAGACGACGAUGAUGAUGAUUAUCAAGACGAUGCGGGCCACGAUAAUUGA
Molecule: messenger RNA, 1056 nt
Organism: Pyricularia pennisetigena
Lineage: Eukaryota; Fungi; Ascomycota; Sordariomycetes; Magnaporthales; Pyriculariaceae
Exons: 2
Coding region: 1-1056 (351 amino acids)
Molecular function (GO): zinc ion binding
Source: RefSeq, a predicted model, not a curated record